Messenger RNA from Xenopus laevis (African clawed frog), 7582 nucleotides. It is a transcript of the gene tex2.2.L, whose product is annotated as testis expressed 2, gene 2 L homeolog. The transcript has 12 exons. The coding region runs from base 386 to 3694 and encodes 1102 amino acids. The record is from RefSeq and is a predicted model, not a curated record. NCBI's taxonomy places the organism in Eukaryota, Metazoa, Chordata, Amphibia, Anura, Pipidae. Gene Ontology annotation, molecular function: lipid binding. Gene Ontology annotation, cellular component: endoplasmic reticulum; endoplasmic reticulum membrane.
GAGCGCGCCCAGUUUUCAACAAUUGCAAGACUAGGGAUCAAAUGCCCUUCUCACUCUAGUAGCAAUACUGGGGACUGAUCAACAGGCAGCUACAGAGCUAUUCGAUCUCCAUUGCCCUAGCGGUUAGACUCCCUGCCUAAAACGAGGCUUGGUACGCUAGCUGCCCUAAUAAAUACUUCUUAGGUUCCGCCUUCAAUUUGGGCAGGCCUGGAAAUGGAACGCAGAGUUAGUCGAUCCUGUAGACUAGCAGUGAUUGGCGCUGUCUGUUGCCGCUGUCUUACUGCUUCGUUCCUGUCAGACGGCCCUGGGAAGAGACGGGCGGCGCUGCCGGGAGCGGCUGGGAAAUGAACCUCAGAGACGGUCCUGACACAUUUUUCGGACUGCAAUGACAAGUGUGGACAGCAGCCAUGCAGAUAAAACGCAUCAUUCCCCCUCCAAGCAUUCUGCACCAAAAGUGGAGGUGCACCGAUCUGUCUCCAGAGAAACCAUCACUAUUCAUUUCUCGGCUGCUGGGAAGGAAGAGGAAGAGGAGGAAGAAGAAUUUAAGGAGCCCCUUGAGGAGUUUGAUGACCAAAGCAUUGUAACGGGUGAAGAAGCCAUGGAAGAUCUUUACUUUGAUCCUGGUACACAAACAGAUUCUUGUCCUGCUAACUCCACUGCCGUGGCAAAGAAAGAGUCAACAUCAUUAGCACCCUCUCAAAUUCAACCAACAGUUGAUCCUGUCCAAGCAGUUGAUUCAAUUGCAUCCAAAACAUAUAGCACAUUGCCAAUACCAUUGUCAUCCUCUUCAUCAAACUUGUGUCUAGCACCAAAUGAAACCAAUAUUGCAUCUCCCACAAAGCAAGGAACUUCAAUGAGCUUAUCACCAUCCAUGGUCCCUGCUUUGUCCAGCUCAACAACUGUGCCCCCCAUUUCUAGUUCAAAGCCCUUUAUGAGUUUAGUUAAAUCCCUUUCUUCUGAGGGAGAACCAAAAGAGCCAACCACAAGGCAUAGACAUUUAAUGAAAACUCUAGUCAAAUCAUUAUCAACGGACACUUCAAAGCAAGACUCAGAGUCUUUCAAGGUAACAGACUCCAAAUUGAACUUGCAUUUAUUUAAACAGUUUACCCAGCCUCGCAUUACUGGGGGAGACUCUAAAACAGCCCCCUCAUCACCCAUCAUUUCCCCUUCUGAUGCUCGUUCAUUUUUUAAGGUCACCGAAGUGGAAGCUAAAAUAGAAGACACUAAAAGGCGCCUCUCGGAAGUAAUUUAUGAACCUUUUCAGCUUCUAAGCAAAAUUAUGGGCGAUGAACCUUUAAACUACAGGCCCAAAGCCUUAUCUUCAAGUGCGUCAGAGCUCACUAACCUUUCUAGUCUAAAUGGUCAUCUUGAAAGCAAUAACUACAGCAUCAAAGAAGAAGAGGGGGAUUUAGAGGCCGACUAUUCCACUAGUGAAGACAUUGCUUUGAAGGAUGAACAGCCAAAAGCAAGUAGUGAGCACUCAAAGGAAGCAGACUGUAAAACAUCACAGCCGGUGAAAGACACAAGCCUAAGAACAUCGGCUCUGGCCCUGGAAAAAUGCUCAUUAUCUGCACUAGUGAGUAAGGAGGAUGAGGAGUUCACAGAGUUAUAUUCUGAAGACUUUGAUUUUGAAGAGGAAGCAGAGGAUCACCUUGGGAAUGUAUCAGAGGCAGAGGAAGGUAGUGGGACACCUUCUGUAGAUGAAGAGGUCCUGUAUGUGGAACAUUCUGAUAUACCUGUAAAAACACUGUACUUCUUUGUAUUAGCGGUGUAUGGAUACCAAACACUCCCUCUUCCCAGUUACCUAGAAGGGCUUUUUCUGGGGGUUGCCCUUGGUUUUAUGGCUGCCAUUUGUGUUCUUUGGCUUUUUUCAUCUACCCAUUCUCGCCAGCAUAAAGUGCUUUCACAUCAGCAGCUCCUUAAAGUGGAACCUUUACAAAUCAGUGAGCCUGAUAUCAUGAAGGGCUGGAUGAAUGAAAUCCAGAACUACGACCCUGAAACAUAUCACGCUACGCUGACGCACUCCAUCUUUGUUCGCUUAGAAGGUUCAACGUUGAGACUCUCCAAGCCCAACAAAAAUGUUUCACGAAGAGCUAUAUACAAUGAGGCCAAGCCAGAUGUGGUCUACAUUAGCCAGAAGAUAUAUGAUCUUGUGGACAGCAAAGUAUAUCUGGUACCCAAGAGUCUGGCGCGCAAGCGGGUGUGGAACAAAAAAUACCCCAUAUGCCUGGAGUUGGCAAGACAGGAUGACUUCAUGGCCAAAGCUCAGGCUGACAGAGAGGUUGCAGAGGAUAAGAUGGAUAGAUGGGAGCAGACAGAGGAUGGCAGUAGGGCAGUGCCCACUCAGGAUUGUAGUAAAGCAGCUGGACACCGGGAACAAGUGCUUUAUCUGUUUGGGAGGACGGGCAGAGAAAAGGAGGAAUGGUUCCGUAAAUUUCUGCUGGCGUCCAAAAUGAAAUCGGAUGGGAAGAAAGCAUGUAACCUUACAGGAAUAAAAACAGGACUCCUGCUAACACACAGUCGGCACAACAGCCAGUCUGGAAUCUUGACCCACAGUCGAAACAGCAGCAGAGGGAGCAUGGAUGAAGUCCUGGCCCAACCAAAGCCAAAGGAGAUCUCUGGGAACGUCCGGCAGAAGUCGCUGUUGGAUUAUAAUGUUUACAUGGCAAGGUGUAUCCCGCGGGAGGAGUGCAGUCCCGCUGAAAGCCCUGCACACAGUGCCAACAGCAGCCCCACAGCCACAAAGAAGGUUCCCGGGGAGCAUUUGGCCGGGGCAGAAGAGAAUCAGGCCUGGGUAAAUGCGCUGCUCGGAAGGAUGUUUUGGGACUUUUUGGGAGAGAAGUACUGGUCAGACUUGGUGUCUAAAAAGAUCCAAAUGAAGCUCAGUAAAAUAAAGCUGCCCUACUUCAUGAAUGAACUGACCUUGACGGAACUUGAUAUGGGUGUCUCUGUGCCGAAAAUCCUUCAAGCCUUCGAGCCAACCAUCGAUCACCGAGGUCUCUGGACAGAUCUGGAAAUUUCCUACAAUGGUUCUUUCCUGAUGACACUGGAAACCAAAAUGAACUUGACCAAACUGGGUAAAGAGCCACUCGGUGAGGCCUUGAAAGUGGGAGAGAUUGGCAAAGAAGGUGCAAGACCUAGGGCAUAUUACCUGGCAGACAGUGAUGAGGAAUCCUCCAGCGCUGGUUCUUCUGAUGAAGAUGAUGGAACUGAAGUAACAGGAGACAAGCAGCUUACUCCUGGCUCGGAGGGGUACUCAGGGGUGCACAAAACAAGCAAAAUCAUGCGAUUUGUGGACAAAAUCACCAAGUCCAAAUAUUUCCAGAAGGCAACCGAGACGGAAUUCAUCAAGAAAAAGAUAGAAGAGGUCUCUAAUACCCCCCUCCUACUCACAGUGGAGGUGCAGGAGUGUCAAGGAACCCUGGCAAUUAACAUUCCACCACCCCCUACAGACAGAAUAUGGUACGGCUUCCGUAAACCUCCUCGUCUUGAACUGAAGGCACGGCCAAAGCUCGGGGAGAGGGAGGUGACAUUGGCUCAUGUGACGGACUGGAUAGAACGGAAAUUAGAGCACGAAUUUCAGAAAAUCUUUGUCAUGCCAAACAUGGAUGAUCUUUAUGUUCCCAUUAUGCACUCAGCAAUGGACCCACGUUCUUCGAAAGAAGCAGAUUUGGAGGCCAUAGACGUACCAUGAAAUGUGAAUCUUGCUGUUUACAGUAUUACAUUGUCCUUUCCAUUUUCUGUUUCUCUCUGUUUUCUGUGCUCAUUCCUACACCGUGGCACUCUUAAUUAAUGAUGGGUGAAAGCCAGCGACACUUGGACCCUACGCGGUACAGCUAGACUCUUCUGAUUGGUUGGAUUCAGCCCUUUGCUGCCAUUCCUCCCCUAAAGUGUAAACUUCAUGGCCAGUGAAGGGACUUUUACAUCUGAGCACAUGCACAUCUCUGGAACCAUUUGCAUUCAAACUUUACCUAAAGUUGGAACAUUUCUCUUCAGAUGAUAUGGUGCCCUUAUCCUGUCCCCUCCCACAUCGCUGCACUCUUUACUGUGGCACCCAUUUCCCAGAGGGACCAUAGCAGUGGGCAGUGUAGAAAGUGGGUGUUGAUUGUUAGUACAGGCCUCCAUUUUUGUAAGGAAGUAAAUAAUCAUUGUGAGGCACUGGAUUGUCGUCUGAAUGGUGCCAGCUGCCAUGGUACUGUAUGUUUUAGUGACGAGAUACCUUUUUGCAAGGUAAUAAUGGUAAUUAUUAGGCAAUUUAUAAGGUUGAAGGAAUAGCUUGUAAAUGCAAGCUGCCAUUUUAUAUAGCGACGUAAACAUAAUUGCAAGAGUUUCCUGGCACCAGGGAUUCAUAUUACAGUUCUUCUGCAGGAUAAUCACUAGUGAACCCUUUAUUCCCUAAAAUUUCCAGCACUGGCGAGUAAAAUGCUGUCAUGCAGCUCGGUGCUGUUGGCUCACUUUUGUGCUUAAUGUUUUUCGUUCUCUGCUUUUUAUUGUGUACGAAUUGCGACAUCUGUGUAAUGAUCUAAUGAAGACUGAGGCUAUUGGCAGGUAACUGGCAUUUUAAUCCACACAAAUGCGUAUGUUGUCUGACCACACGCCCUGUGUCCCAACGCCCCCUAGUGAGGAAGGAGGAUAUGUGAAGGCCACAUUCACUGCUGCUUAGUGCUGCAGCCAGGGAUUCCAGUGUACUUAGCAAAUUCCUGGCUCCAGCCACAUAAUUGCACAGCCAUUUUAUCGGAGGGCAUGUAACACUAGAAAUGAAGACAUAUUUUUAACACUAAGGUAUUUUUAAGUAGAAGGAACAGUCACUCCACUUAGAAGCAGCCACGGCCAUAUAUUUGUUGUUCUGUGCUGUUAAAGUGGCCCAAUGAUCUUAACCAGGGUUGUGUCUUUGUUCCACUGCCUAUGUAGCAUCUCUCCCAAAGUCACAUACACAGAGGUGUUAAGGGAUAACAAGUAUAAUAGAGCGAGGUGGAGACGGCAGGGCAAGAUGACAAUAGCAAUGCUUUAUAUUGUGUUGCCCACCCUGUGGCCCUUUGUUAUUGUUCCCAGCAUGCACCUGGUUGAGCCCCAAUAGGGAGUGCCCAAGUGCUACAGAGACGCCUUACACAUGCCUUGUACUGUCAGCCUUUCCCUCCUUCACUGCGGGUGGGUGUGGGGGGGGGGGUUCCUGCAAAAAGGGGUGAGAUGAGUCACUUCCCUGAUGACUGGUUCCCAGGUUUCUCCAUACAAGGAAUAAUCAUAGGCUUGGCUUCUAUCUGUGCAAUGACACAGCUUGAUUUCCUAUAGCGAUGCCAUAUUGUAAUUCAUAUUUAUUGGAUAAAUGAAUUGCUUAGCGUGUAACACUCUGGGAAGGUGCCGGAAGCACGAUCUUGUGAUGUACAAUCAACCAAUCCUGUGCAAGACCAUGAAACCAUCUUUUCUGAGGGGGGGGGUGUUAAGCACUUGGUUGGUAUUCCUAAUCCUAUAGCAGUGCCACCCUGGUGCUGAUAUAUAUAUAUAUAUAUAUAUAUAUUUAUACAUAGAUUUUCUAGCGCUUGCUGAUUUGAGUUGUGAGAAAUGUGCCAAGCUUAUGAUUUGCUCGUUGACGGGUGAUUAAUUACAGGCAGGAAAUUGGCAUUUCAUGGUUAUAGAUUUCUUUCUAUUACAUUCUGUCUUUUACUCAAUGUCACUUGGCCUUCAAAUAGGUUUAUAUUUUGUUCUGUGUGUUGAAUGAAGGUAUUUAUUAGUAGCUUGGAAAUCAAGCGGAUUGGGUUUCUGGUAAGUGGGAUUGUCCAUGUGGAAGCUGUCACAGAGCUUUCUGUAGGGUAGAACCCAUACUGUAUAUUGGGCAUACUUUAUUUUAAUAAAUGGCCAAGACUUCGCCAUACAGAAUUUUAAAUACAUUUAAUAUUCUGUUCCCCAGUGCACAAUUUAUUUACCUAAAGAACUUUAGGGAGGGUCAUAGCAUAGCAAAAAUGUGAAAUCGCUAUAAAGUGCCCCCACUCCUGGGCUCACCUCUUCCCAAUAUUCACAUAUACUGUAGGGUUUGGUUAUACUAAGACUGCUUAGGGAUAUUCCAACUGCUCUGAACUCAAUGGGCCAAGAAUAUAGCACUGAUGAGUGGUGUUGCUCCAUUCCACUGUUUGACAUUGCUCUCUAGUCCAUAGGAAUCUGUACUGAUGUCCUCUCUCUGCUUUAUUACCCCUGUCUGACCAUGGGAAAGAGAGCAGCCCAGGCGCAGGAAAUACAGAGAAUUAGAGCUCUGGGCAUGGUUCGUAAUGGGUGUAAUUCAAAUGGGUUUUCCAUAGCAGAAUGAUAAAGAUAAAGUGUGAGGGACCCUCACAGUUCUGAAAGGAAAUAUUAUGGUACAGCAGCAGGGAGUAAGGUGCACAAACAUCUUUAAUGCAUAGCCAUCAACCUCCUGUUUUCCAGAAGCAUCUGCUGACAUUAUGCCUUUAAAGAAAGGUUAUGGGCUGUGUAUAACGUUAGGGACCCAAUCUUGGUUUUUCUCUCAUUUUCUUAUUCAUUGAAAUUUUUUUUAAAGGAGCAGUAGCCUUUGAGCAGAGACACAAAUAGCCGUGUUACAGGCAGGCUGUUGUUUUUGCAAUAUGGGACUUAAAGCUGUCCUGCAGUAUUAUAAUCUCUGAAAGAUGUUACAUUACAUCUUCGCUUUCCCAUAGACCAACACUACAGUAUGUCCCUAUCUCUGCACCAUUCUCCUUCACAGGUCUGGACUGAGAAUUAAAAUAGGCCCUGGCAUUUCAGGUACACAGAGGCCCACGUAGAGGCACAAUCAGCUCCCACCAGCCCUAUAAAUGCUGACUUUCUAUGGGACCUUAUAGCAGCCCCUCUGGCAUUUGCCAGAACCCACAGAUUGCCAGUCCGGGCCUGCUCCUUCACCAGGGCUGGGAUUCAGUCCACAAGUAGAGACUAGAGGAAGGCACAGGAAAUGAAUAGGCUGUGCAAAAUGAAAAAUGUUUUCAAUAUAGUUAGUUAGUUAAAAAUGUAAUGUAUAAAAGCUGGAGUGACUGGAUGUCUAACAUAAUAGCUAUAACACAUCCAGGCAGUAACCAAUCAGAGACUUGAGGGGGGGGGGGCACAUGUAGGGUUGCCACCUUGUCUAAAAAAAAAAAAAAUACCGGCCUUCCUAUAUGUUUAUAAAUGUUUAUCCAGUUUUUAUAUUCACACUAAACUGUUUCUUUAAUGUAGGUACUGUUUUAGGAUCUACUGUUCCUUUAAUGUCCAGUUGACAGUUUUGGCAUGAUUAGCACACUGAGAUUUAUUUACACUUGGAAGGGCAUCACACUUCUCUGGCAGCUAACAGGCUAAUGCCAGGGGCACAGGAGAGACAUAAUUGGCACUUCAUUCUGGUGACUUGUACAUCCAUUUUAUUUCCUGUUAAUUAGAGGCUCCCCCCUCUCGUGUGCGUUGGUCUCUUCCCAGUCUGCAUGUUUCACUUGUUCCAGUUUCACAUACUGUAGAAUUGAUGUGCUCAAACUGCCCAUUCCAGGUCAUACAAAUCAAUGCACUAACGGUGGGCAGUGCCCGUCUGUCUGCACUACAUAUGUGGGUAAUUCCAAUAAACUGCUCCAUUCUCCCA